AUGUCUGAUACUAAUAUUGAUAAAAAAUCAAAUCAAAAUGUUAAUUCAAUAGAUGAUAAAUCAUUAAAUAAUAUUAAAUCUACAACAUCAUCAUCUUCAUCAAAUGAUUUAAAGAACAAUAGCAAUCAAAUAGCUAAUUCAGAUUCAAAAGAUCAUCAUGUUAGUAAAUCAAGUUCAUCAUCAAUGGAUUCAAGACCUGAUAGACCUGAUUAUCAACAUCAUCAUCAACAACAUCAAUCUCAAAAUUCUAUAAAUUCAAGUUAUAAUCCAGGAAAUCAACAAUAUCAACAACAACAACAACAACAACAAUACAAUAACUACAAUCAGCAACAGCAGCAACAGUAUACUAAUUAUAAUGGAAAUUCAAAUUAUUAUUACAAUAACAAUAAUAAGAAUCAAUAUAAUAAUAAUCCAAAUAAUAAACAUUAUUCUGGUAAUAGACAAGGGUCAUAUAAUCAAAACAAUAAUCCAAAAUAUAAUAGUAACAAUCAAAAUAAUCAAUCUGGUCCAGGUCAUAGGAAACUGUUUAGUAACUCGAAAGUAAAUUAUUCUCAUCAUAAUCUUCAACAAGAUCCAAAUCAACAACAACAACAACAAUAUGGAAAUUUUGUUUAUGGUGGUACACCAAUGUAUGGAGCAUAUAGUUAUUAUCCUCCAGCAAUGUAUGUUCAACCAAUUCCUUAUAGUACUCAACAACAAACUCCAAAUUAUUUACCUCAACAAAAUGGUAAUAUUAAUAAUAUUAAUGUUAGUUCUAAUAAUUCAACAAAUUCAACACCACAACAUCAACAUCAACAAUUAAGAACUCCUCCUGUUGCAAGAGUUAAAUUAACUACAAAAGAUGGUAAACCUGUUGAUUUAGAAGAUAAAAAGAAAAAAACUGCUUCUUCAACACCAAUUGCAUCUCCUUUUAUUAAAAAUGCUUCUCCUGCUAUAAAUAAUAUUAACACCACAUCAGAAAGUAAGGAGCCUACAACUACUUCAAAGGCAUCUUUAUCAACUCCUGAAUCAAAUGUUGCUUCUCCUGCUACUACAACUUCAACCACAACUACAACAACUGAAACUCCAGUAGCUAAACCAGGACUUUCUGCUGCUGAAGAGUUUAAAAGAAAAAUUAGAGAAAGAGCUGCUGCUGCCGCUGCUGCAAAAGAAAAACAAGAAAAGCCUGCAGAAUUAGUAGUAGAGACAAAGAAAGAAGAGCCAAGAGAAGAGCCAAAGAAAGUUGAAGAGACUGAAGAAGAAGUAAAACCAACUAAGGAAGAAGUAAAAGCUGAACCUACACCAGAAGUCAAAGAACCAGAAACCAAAUCUGAUGAAGUUGUGAAGAACUCUACUGAAGAACCAAAAGAAGAGGCUAAAGAAGAGUCAAUAGUUGAAGAACCGAAAGAAGAAUCAAAAGUUGAAGAACCAAAAGAGGAACCAAAAGAGGAACCAAAAGAGGAACCAAAAGAAGAACCAAAAGAAGAAUCUAGAGCUGAAGAGCCAAAAGAAACACCACAAGAAACUAAAGAUGAAGUCAAAGUAGAAGAGCCAUCAACAGAUUCAAAGGAAUCGCCACAAGAGAAACCAGAAGAAUCAUCACAAGAACAACCUCAAGUAGGAUCAAAAGAAUCAGAAGAUACCACUUCCUCAACAACUGAUUCUACUACAACUGCAUCAACAACUCCAGAAUUUACAAUUACUCAAUUUUUAGAAAAAUUAAAUGAAGUUAGUAUAAUUAACAACAUUUUAGAAACUAGUUAUCCAGAAAACAUUAAAGGUGUUGAUGGAACAAAACAAAUUUCUGCUAAAAAAUAUAGAUAUGAUCCUCAAUUCUUAAUUCAAUUUAGGGAUGUUAUACAAUAUCCAAUUGAUGCUCCUUUUAAAACAAGAUAUGAAUUUAUGGAUUUAAGUCAACAACAACAAGGUGGUUCAGGUGGGUUUAAACGUUCUGGUUCAACAAGAGAUAGUUCAAUGCGUAACAAUUUAGGUGCUGGUCAAAGACAACCAAGUAGUAUGAAUACAAGAUUUAAUGCACCACAUGGUGGUAAGGGAAUCUUGGGAGCACAAGCAAAUUUUGAUAAUAGUAGACAAAAUUCAAGAAGUGGUUCAAAAAGAAGAGGAACUUCAAGUAGAGAUAAAUCAACAAGAAAAGGUGGUGCACCAAGUAAAAGAGGUACAAAUACUAGAGGUGGUCCAGAUAUGCGUGAAAAGACAGAAGAAGAAAUUGCAAAAGCAAACAAACCAGUUGAAGAAGUUAAACCCUUGGAAAAAUCUGCAAAUAGAUGGGUUCCAAGAUCAAGACAAACAAAAGUUGAAGUACGUUAUGCAGAAGAUGGUAGUGUAAUAUUAGAAAAAGAAGAUGUUGAAAGAAAGAUUAAAUCAUUAUUAAAUAAAUUAACUUUGGAAAUGUUUACUGCUAUUACUGAUGAAAUGUUAGAUAUAACAAAACAAUCAAAAUGGGAAAAAGAUGCAGCAACUAUUAAACAAACCAUAUCAUUAACAUUCCAAAAGGCAUGUGAUGAACCAUAUUGGUCAGAAAUGUAUGCUAAAUUUUGUGCUAAGAUGACUCAAAAUAUUUUACCUGAAAUUACUGAUGAAUCAAGUACUUUAAAAGAUGGUACUCACCCUGCUGGUGGAGCAUUAGCAAGAAGAGUAUUAUUGGCUACAUGUCAAGAAGAAUAUGAAAAAGGUUGGAGUGAUAAAUUACCUACAAACGAUGAUGGAUCACCAUUAGAACCUGAAAUGAUGAGUGAUGAAUAUUAUGCAAUGGCAGCUGCUAAAAGAAGAGGUUUAGGGUUGGUGAAAUUUAUUGGACAUUUAUACAAUUUAAAUAUGUUAAAUGAUCAAGUCAUUUAUGUAUGUUUAAAAGAUCAAUGUAAUAAUACUACGGAUCCAAGUGAAGAUAGUUUAGAAAAUUUAGCACAAUUAAUAAAAACAGUUGGACCAAAAUUAGAUGCAAAUGAAAGAACUAAAACUAUGCUUAAAAUUGUUUUUGAUAAUAUUCAACUUAUAUUAAAUCAAGUAAAAUUAAGUUCAAGAAUUAAAUUUAUGUUAAUGGAUUUACAAGAUUUAAGAAAAAGUAAAUGGUCAAAUUCUAAAACAGAAGCUCAACCAACUACAAUAGAAGCUAUACAUAGAGAUGCAGAAAUUAAUAGAUUAAAACAAGAAAAAGAAAAAUCUAAAAAAAGAUAUAAUAAUCAAACUGGUACUAAUUUAAAUGAAAGAUCUAAUCUGCAUUAUGGUUCAAGAGAUUCUGGUUUUGGUUCAUCAUCAAUUUCAAAUCAAUCAUUACAAAAUCAAAACAAUAAUAAUCAAUUUUUCAAAAAAUCACCAUCGUUUGGUAGAUCAAAUUCAAAUAUACCUAACAAUUUAAGUGAUAGAAGUGGAUCAAAUCGUAAUAAUAAUGAUAGAAAUGCAUUUACUAAUGUAACAAGUAGUAGUGGGAACAAUAACACCUCAAGUACUGAUCUUCAAAGAGAUUCUUCCAAGAGAUCUGAAACUCAACAACAUGUUAAUAGAUUUGCUGCAUUAGACGCUUUGGAUAAUGAAAAUGAUGAUGAAGAUGAGGAAGAAGAUGAAGAAGACGAGGAAGAAGAAGAAGCUGAGGAAGAAGAAGAAGAGAAUGAAGAAGAAGCUGGUGAAGAAGCUGAACAAGAUGUUGAAGGGGAAGCUGAUGCUGAAGACGAGAUUGAAGUGGAGAAUGAUUCAAAAGAUCAAGAAUAG
This is a messenger RNA of Lodderomyces jiufengensis, 3705 nucleotides long. Its product is annotated as translation initiation factor eIF4G. Lineage: Eukaryota; Fungi; Ascomycota; Pichiomycetes; Serinales; Debaryomycetaceae. The transcript has a single exon. Gene Ontology annotation, molecular function: protein binding; translation initiation factor activity; mRNA binding. The record is from RefSeq and is a predicted model, not a curated record. Gene Ontology annotation, cellular component: eukaryotic translation initiation factor 4F complex. The coding region runs from base 1 to 3705 and encodes 1234 amino acids.